UGAAACUGUGUAGUGUAGAUUGGUUGGUUAUCACCAGUGUAGAGUAUCUGUCAACAAUAUAUUAAAUUUCAAAAAUGAGCGAUAACGACAAAGGCCGGAACAGGUUUUAAGUGCUGCUCAGUACAAAUGAGUGGCUGCUACAUCUUGAGGUCGUUGGAGCAAAUUUUAGACUUUAUUUUUGAGUUAUCCACUUGACAAUGUUGGUUAAGGUUGGACGAAGAAAAUACGGAAGAAGUCCACUUUAUUUUCAAUAAUAUGAAGCUCAGAUGUGUGAAGCUGAAUUGUUGAAUGCAUGCUAAAACAUGAGGAGGGAAGAAGUAUGGGCAGUGUGUGAGAGAUGGGGAAGUAAGAAGAAGUAAGACAAUUGAAGAAAGAAGAAUAAUGUCAAGUAAUGAAGUUACAGAAAUGAAGUUAAGGAAGUAAUCUGGAUAAGGUCACUGCGCUAAGUAAAUUUCUGGUCUGUUUGUCAAAUGCGUGCAUGUUCUUCUUAUUCAAUACACACACAUUAUUUUAAUUCAUUGCAAUUUUAUCUCACAACUGACAAUUUUCUUUUUUUCCCACUAUUUAACAACUUAUUAAUGUAAACAUAUUGAUGUCAUAUUAUCCAUGGCUACACAGCACUCCUAUUUCACAACCCUAAAUUCAGUUUCCUUCCUGUACUCCUCACAGGAUAGUCUUAAUUCUUAAAUACACAGUGAUAUUUUGGCAAAUGUAUGUGUUGAUCACUUCAUUGGUGCUGAUAAAAAAUGUGUGUGGUUCGUUCAGGAGUCUCGCUCUGCAUCCAGGAGCGUGAGCCCACGGGGCUCUGGGAAGUCGGGGAGCCAGUCCCCAGCUCGAUCCCCUGCCCACUCAAAAGGAGGCUCCCACCGCUCCCGCUCCAAAUCUCGCUCUCGGUCAAGGUCAAAAUCUUGGGCUUCACAGCAAGAGAAUCUUGGGUUCAAACCCAGACAGGGGACUUCUCUGUGGAGCUGACAUCUUCUUCCGUUUCUCUGGCCAUUGACAAAUCUUGCAAAAGUUCAAGAGUUUCACUUCCAAGUUGCCUGCCAAUGUCUGCUUCAUGUGUGAGUCACAUUCCCACCGCUCACGGAGACACUACAGCCGAUCCCGCUCCCGAUCACGGUCCUAUCAUCACCGAUCUCACAGUAGGUCCUACAGCGGAGAGCGUCGGCGCAGAAGCCACAGCCGUUCGCCCAUGUCCAAUCGUCGCAGGCACAUUGGCAACCGUGCUAAUCCAGAUCCGAAUUGCUGCCUGGGAGUCUUUGGCCUGAGCUUGUACACCACAGAGAGGGAUCUGAGGGAUGUCUUCUCCAAAUACGGCCCCCUGGAGGAUGUCUGCAUUGUGUAUGACCAGCAGUCGCGGCGCUCCAGGGGCUUUGCUUUUGUGUAUUUUGAGAACACAGAUGAUGCCAAAGAGGCGAAGGAGCGAGCCAAUGGCAUGGAGCUGGACGGGCGUAGAAUCAGGGUGGACUUCUCCAUCACAAAAAGACCUCACACCCCAACACCUGGAAUUUACAUGGGCCGGCCCACAUACGGAGGAGGCGGUCCAAGCGGUCCCCGACGCUAUUCACGUGACUACGACCGAGGUUACGACCGUGGAUAUGACCGAGGUGGAUACGACCGCUAUGAUGACAGGGACUACUACAGAUCAUACAGAAGGCGAUCUCCUUCACCGUACUACAGAGGCGCUUACAGGUCUCGAUCGAGGUCACGGUCUUAUUCUCCCCGUCGAUAUUGAAGGCUUCUGUCCCCUUAUCUUCCCAAACAUGUGCAGAAUUUUUUUGGGGGGGGGGGGGUUUGUUUUGUUAUGUUUUGUAAAGAGAGAUAUGAUUGACUUCAGAGUACAUCUUUCUUACUCUAAUCAUCAAACAUCUUUUUGCUUAAAAUACAUUAGGUAUAAUAAAUAAUUUAUGAAGCGGUGCUUUCAUGUUUUGAACGCCUGUUGUAAAUGUUAUACUCAUGUCAGAUUUUUGUUGUAUAGUGGAGCAGAUUAAAAGGCAGAUCUGUUUUUCCCACCUUGA
Oreochromis niloticus (Nile tilapia) is the source of this 2018-nucleotide messenger RNA. RefSeq names its product transformer 2 beta homolog (gene tra2b). NCBI's taxonomy places the organism in Eukaryota, Metazoa, Chordata, Actinopteri, Cichliformes, Cichlidae. The record is from RefSeq and is a predicted model, not a curated record. The transcript has 10 exons. Gene Ontology annotation, molecular function: RNA binding. The coding region runs from base 1058 to 1735 and encodes 225 amino acids.